AGCGCGCAGCGGCUGACCCGGAAGUAGCUCAGUCCACGCGAGUCAGGCAGAAUCGUUGAGGAUACGAAGGCUGCGGUGUACAGAAGUGGAGAGAAAUAUCACCUGAGAAAACUGUUUUUAGCCGUCUGCAACCAUGAGUCUGUUGACAAAGCCCAAGUCUGAGAUGACUCCGGAGGAGCUCCAGAAACGAGAGGAGGAGGAGUUCAACACUGGCCCCCUCUCGGUUCUCACCCAGUCAGUGAAGAACAACACUCAGGUCCUCAUUAACUGCCGCAACAACAAGAAGCUGCUCGGAAGAGUCAAGGCUUUUGACAGACAUUGCAACAUGGUCUUGGAGAACGUGAAGGAAAUGUGGACGGAGGUUCCUAAGAGCGGGAAGGGAAAGAAGAAAUCUAAACCGGUGAAUAAGGACCGCUACAUUUCUAAAAUGUUCCUCAGGGGGGACUCGGUCAUCGUCGUGCUGAGAAAUCCUCUGAUCACAGGAAAAUGAACUCUUUAAAGUCAUCCAGCUGAACCGGUCACGGAGCCUUUUUUCUUUCUUUUUUUGGAAGAUUUAAAGGCCGUGGAUUCCCAUUAAUGUUAACUUUUUUGUUUAGAUUUUUGUUGUUGGAUCACUGCAUUCACUGUUGAGAUAGAAAUAUUAACAAAAUGUUUCUACUAUUUUGAGAGUCAUGGGGGCACAGUGGUGCCUGAUUUUGCUUUGUCUACAGAGGUCUUCUGUCUUUUUCAUUUUAAUAAUAAAAGUGAUGAACAGAUUCAGAAA
Molecule: messenger RNA, 763 nt
Organism: Acanthochromis polyacanthus (spiny chromis)
Lineage: Eukaryota; Metazoa; Chordata; Actinopteri; Pomacentridae
Gene: snrpd2
Product: small nuclear ribonucleoprotein D2 polypeptide
Exons: 3
Coding region: 134-490 (118 amino acids)
Biological process (GO): spliceosomal snRNP assembly; RNA splicing
Cellular component (GO): U1 snRNP; U5 snRNP; catalytic step 2 spliceosome
Molecular function (GO): RNA binding
Source: RefSeq, a predicted model, not a curated record